GUUUUUGGAUUUUUCGCUCAGUUCCACGUGGAGUCGGCUUCUGCUCGAACCGCCCUCGUGUUACAUCACUCCUGCAACGAGCGAAUCCACCAACCCACACACUUACACACACACACGCACAUACACUCUGACUUGAAAACCCCGCCGACCACAAUGUCGACGUCGCGCUCGGGCAACACGAAAAAGCAGGGCCAAAAGUACCAGAAUGCGUUCGCGUACCAGCACAACAAGAACAGCAAGCUCACCAAGCGCAUCAUGGCAUUGCCAGUGGACGGUCUGUGCUUCCGAUGCAAGGAUAUCGUCGACUGGCGCAAGCGCUUCCGCAAGUACAAGCCAUUGACGCAGCCCAAGGUUUGCACCUCGUGCAGCAAGCGCACCGUCACCAAGGCCUACCACGUCAUCUGCGACGGCUGUGCCGAGAUCAAGAAGGUGUGCGCCAAGUGCCUCGAGCGCACGGACAUUGCGCCAAAGGAAAACUACACGCCGACCGAGCUCUUCCACGAGGAGCAGAAGCGCGACAACGAGUUGCGAGCGUUGCGCGAACGCGACCGAAGGAAGGUGCUGCGCCUGGCCGAAGCCGAAGCAGAGGACGAUAGCGACGCUGAAGGCUCCGAUGACGACGAGGACGGCGCACCGGCCGGCAAGUCCGAGCCCGCAGUCCACCGCAGCGAACGUGUCAUUGGCUCAAUGUCACGGCGUCCUCUCGCCGAAUCCGCCAAACCCAGCAAUCCCGCAGGCGCAUCAGAUGAUGACGACGAUGAUGAGGAUGAUGAGGCUGAUGAGGAGGAUUUUGAUGACGAGGAUUUUGACGACGACGACGACGACGAGCAAGAUUUUGACGAAGAGGACGACGAAGAGGACGACAACCUUCCUGCCAAACCCGCGACUGGCAAAGCAAGCGCAGGACGCCCAUCCGCUACGUCGGCAGGCAAGGGCAAGAGCAAAUCGAGCAACUCGGCGCUGGAUGCUCUCGACCAGGAAAUUGAUGAGCUGUUGGCGCUUGACGGGAUGGAACUUGAUGAUGAUGACGACGACGAAGAGCUCACUGCCGCCGAGAUUGCACAUGCACGAGCAGUUCAUCGCCGAUUGAAGGAGCGGGAGGCGCUGUCUGGCGGUUCGGCCACGCGUAAGCCUGCAGCAUCGGCGACCUUUGCAACAGCAGCCUCAACGGCACCAGCAGUACCAGCAGCAUCAACAGCAUCAGCAGUACGCAAGCCUGCCGGCGGCCGCGUGGUUAAGACCGCUUCUGGCGUCAAGAUGCGAAUUGGGCCGACGCUUGGAUCCAAGUGAGCGAAUUGUGUCUUGUUUUUGGAACUGUUUCUUGUUGUGUGUAUGAGCGUGGUGUUUUUGUUUGUUGCCUUCUGUUGAUUACAUCCUUACGAUUGACGG
Capsaspora owczarzaki ATCC 30864 is the source of this 1389-nucleotide messenger RNA. RefSeq lists its product as hypothetical. The record is from RefSeq and is a predicted model, not a curated record. The coding region runs from base 154 to 1290 and encodes 378 amino acids. The transcript has a single exon. Lineage: Eukaryota; Filasterea; Ministeriida; Capsasporidae.